CCAAAUUCUUAUUUUGAUCGUUCAUAAUAUUCCAAUUUGUAAUAAAAUAUGUCUUUUGUUUUCAAUGAUGAUUACUUACAAUUUCGUAUUUUACCCAAUAAAAUUGAAGAAAUUGAUUGGGAACGAGAUAAAGAUUUUAUACAUAAUAUACAUGAUUCAAAGAAAAAUGAAUAUGUCAUUCAUGAUCUUCAUAAUGGUAUUCGUACUAAUGUCGAUGAAAAAGGAUAUCGUCAUCUUGUCUGUGUGAUUUGUGACAUAAAAUUAUCGAAUUGGAACAGUGUCAAGGCACAUAUUACUAAUGUUCAUGAUGAUAUGUGUCAAUUAUUGCGUCGUACACGAAUCAAACCGAUUGUUGGCAUCGAUCAGAUUGAAGAAUAUAGAGACAAUGAGAACAAAAUGGUUGAAUAUAAAUGUAAUCUAUGCGAUCUGUUCUAUGCACCUAAAUACAUUUUUUGGCAUAUAAUUUCUUUUGACCACAAAGAAAACUUUUUUAAAACUUUAUACUCAAUCGAUUUCAUUAAUCAAAUUAAUGAUGGACGAUUGAAACAUGAAAAAAUCGAUAAAGCAUUACUUAAUUAUGAAAAAGAUCAUCCAGAUCGUGGAUAUUUUCAGCAAAAAGAAUUCCAUCCAGGAAUGGUUGCCAGUCAUUUUGGUAUCAAACACAAAAUGAACAUUAAUUACGUACAGCGAUUAUAUCCACAAGAAACAAAACGAGUCCACAACCUUGAAUCUCAAAUAAAAUAUAAACGACCUUUAAACAUUCAAAUUCUAUCGGAUAGACAAUUUGAACGAAAAAUUUUGUUACAAAAAAUUAAUCAAUCUUUAAUGGAAUAUCAGAAAUGA
Dermatophagoides farinae (American house dust mite) is the source of this 843-nucleotide messenger RNA. RefSeq lists its product as uncharacterized. The record is from RefSeq and is a predicted model, not a curated record. NCBI's taxonomy places the organism in Eukaryota, Metazoa, Arthropoda, Arachnida, Sarcoptiformes, Pyroglyphidae.